GGUAGGUCAAUUCACAGCUGCACGGUGAAAACCAUUUUAUACAGUCAUGGUGAAAACACGGACCUGCACAUAGGGAGGCUAGUUUUCUGCAGACCAUAUACAUUAUGCAUCUUACGCUUCAAGCCAGUAUGAAACCAUAGUCAGUCUAUGUAUGAAACUCACAGACGCACAUAGACUCACAUGUGCAUCUGCUUAUCGAAUAGUCUUAUCACUGCUCCAGUCCCCAACAUGGAGAUUAUUGUUUUCUGCUGCUAGCCUAUUUCAAACAAGUCUAAAUGUAUGUGGCUUAGGCUGUUGCGUUCUUUUGUGUUGCCCUACUGCCAAGUUUAGGCAUGUACGUGUGUUCAGUGCUUGGGUACAGCUGUGGGCAGCGUUUUACCACCUCAAGGUACAGUGUGGACCGCGAGUCUCCUCUAGUAUUACUUCAAGACUGAGAAGUUUGGGAUUGCGAAUCGAUGCUCAUCAGGCAGUGUAAUGGACGCACGUGUGACGUCACUACAAGGCGCCCGGGGUCCUUACUCUGCAGUCGUCGCUCAGCGUGUGUUCUUCGGUCGGUCGACCUAUCUUGUCUUUUCAGUCUCUUGUCUGUCAUCAUGUCACGCUGCCUCUCGCUGGCCCGGUUCGUCCUCGGUUCCUCUCAGAGGGCCAGCCCACGGUUUGCAGUGUGUGCACGGGGCCUGAGCACCCGGACUGCCGCACGCCCCCUCGCUGGAGGCUUGCUGGUCGGACAGCAGCAGAAAUGGAGCAGUUCGCCCAGAGUGUGGACCUCCCAGAGAUCUUUGCUCGACUUCAGCCAGCAGUCUUCUUACAGCACCCAGGAGGCAGAGAAGGAGCCUGAGGAGGAGCCUCUUCACACCAUCAUCAGCGAUACAGAGUCUGUACAAGGUGACUUCUCCAAACAUGAGUUUCAGGCUGAAACGAAAAAACUGCUGGACAUCGUCGCCAGGUCUUUGUACUCGGAAAAAGAGGUGUUCAUCAGGGAGCUGAUUUCAAACGGCAGUGACGCUCUUGAAAAACUCCGCCACAAACUUGUAGCAGCAGGUGGGGAAACGGCCCAGAUGGAGAUCCACCUGCAGACGGAUGGUGCCAAGGGCAUCUUCACCAUUCAGGACACAGGAGUCGGGAUGAACCAGGAGGAACUUGUAGCCAACCUGGGGACUAUCGCUCGCUCUGGGUCCAAGGCAUUUUUGGAUGCCCUGCAGAACCAGGCUGAGGCCAGCAGCACCAUCAUUGGCCAGUUCGGGGUUGGAUUCUACUCUGCUUUCAUGGUGGCUGACCGUGUUGACGUCUACUCCCGGUCUGCAGAGCCUGAUGCACCCGGAUACAAGUGGUCCUCAGACGGCUCUGGGGUUUUUGAAAUCGCUGAAGCAAGCGGGGUUCAACAAGGAACAAAGAUCGUGAUGCACCUGAAAGACGACUGCAAGGAGUUUGCCUCUGAGGACCGAGUCAAAGAGGUUGUUACAAAGUACAGCAACUUUGUCAGCUUUCCCAUCUUCCUGAAUGGACGGAGGCUCAACACUCUGCAGGCCUUGUGGAUGAUGGAGCCUAAGGAGAUCAGUGACUGGCAGCAUGAGGAGUUCUACCGAUACGUGGCCCAGUCCUACGACAGGCCCCGCUACACCCUGCACUACCGUGCAGAUGCCCCAGUCAACAUCCGGAGCAUCUUUUAUGUCCCUGAGGCGAAGCCAAGCAUGUUUGACGUGAGCAGGGAGAUGGGAUCCAGCGUGGCUCUGUUCAGUCGGAAAGUCUUGAUCCAGACCAAAGCCACUGACAUUCUACCAAAGUGGCUGCGCUUCCUUCGAGGUGUUGUGGACAGCGAGGACAUCCCCCUAAAUCUGAGCCGAGAGCUGCUGCAGGAGAGCGCCCUCAUCAGGAAGCUGCGUGAUGUUCUGCAACAGAGGGUGAUCCGCUUCCUGCUGGACCAGAGCAAGAAGGAGCCGGAGAAGUACAGCAAGUUCUUUGAGGACUACGGCCUCUUCAUGAGGGAGGGCAUCGUCACCACCCAGGAACAAGACGUCAAGGAGGACAUCGCAAAGCUGUUGAGGUAUGAGUCCUCUGCUCUGCCAGCGGGACAGCAGACCAACCUGAUGGAGUACUCCUCCCGCAUGAAGGCGGGAACACGCAACAUCUAUUACCUGUGUGCCCCGAACCGGCAUCUGGCAGAGCACUCCCCGUACUAUGAGGCCAUGAAGCAGAAAGACAUGGAGGUGCUGUUCUGCUACGAGCAGUUCGAUGAGCUCACUCUGCUGCACCUGCGAGAGUUUGACAAGAAGAAGAUGAUCUCAGUGGAGACGGACAUCGUGGUCGAUCACUACAAGGAGGAGAAAUUUGAGGACAGCAAGCCGGCAUCCGAGCGUCUGACGCAGGAGCAGGCUGAUGAUCUCAUGUCCUGGAUGAAGAACGCUCUGGGUCCCCGGGUUACCAACAUUAAGCUGACUCCUCGACUGGACACCCACCCUGCCAUGAUCACAGUUCUGGAGAUGGGUGCUGCGCGUCACUUCCUCCGCACCCAGCAGCUGGCUCGCACCCCCGAAGAGAGAGCGCAGAUACUGCAGCCCACUCUGGAGAUCAACGCAGGACAUGAUCUGGUCAAGAAGCUGCAUAUGCUCAAAGACUCAAACUCAGACUUGGCUGGGCUGCUGCUGGAACAGAUCUAUGACAACGCCAUGAUCACAGCAGGCCUCAACGAUGAUCCCCGACCAAUGAUCUCCCGCCUCAAUGAUCUGCUGACUAAAGCUCUGGAGAAGCACUGAGAGCUCUCAACAUGAACAGACUGUGUGUUUGGGUGACAGUGACCUGUAGACUGAAGGUCCUGCAAAGAAAACGGCUAUUUCUGAAAAGAAUGACAGACCUCUGUUCAUCUGAAGCCAUGAAAUCACACCUCUUUCCCUUCAUCCUGUUUGGAGAGCACAAAAAGGCUUAAAAAGCUAAGGAGCUAAGAUGGACUGCUGACAGCUUACAUGUCUUUAUUCUCUGUGUUCAGCUGCGUUUCAAACUGUUAUAAUAUUAAGAAGUUAGGUGCCAAACAGGGUGGUCAUGAGAACACCUCAGUUUGACACUUCCCAUGUUACAGUGAGAUUUUUCUGGAAUGAUCUUGCUAUUAUGACCAGAUAUUACAAAAGUAGGCCUGAUAAUAUCUACGUCUAGAGCGAUCUAUAUUUAAAGAAGCCUGAAACCGUGUGGAGAUGACGCAGAAGAGCAAGGAAGAUGCAUUACAAAGUUAAUCUGCCCAGCAGCUUGGAAGCAAAACAAUCACUUUAAAAUCUCCUUCAAAAAAAUGUAUAGGAAAAACUAAAAUGUUCUAAUAAUUGAAGAUUUCAUGAUAUCCAAACAGCUGAAUAGAGCUGUGAACUUUUUACACUGUUUUCUUUAUGUUCGUACGUGCCCUUGAAAGAUUGUUGUUGUUUUUCCACAUCAUUUUAUUUUUUUGCUCAAUUUUGAAGUCUUGAAAAAGUGGAUCCCUGAAAUGUGGGAAUAUUUUGUGUAAUGAAAUAUUUUCUGAACUGUGUGAAAUGGAAACAUGGAUGCUCAUCAGGUGUGAUUGCAGAGGAGAGCUUAAUGUAAAAUGGAUAAAUAUAUACUGUAUAAUUAUGGAUGGAGCUGUUUGUUGUGUGCAUUAAAAUAAUAGACAAAGA
Notolabrus celidotus (New Zealand spotty) is the source of this 3635-nucleotide messenger RNA. RefSeq names its product TNF receptor-associated protein 1 (gene trap1). Gene Ontology annotation, cellular component: mitochondrial inner membrane. Gene Ontology annotation, biological process: protein folding. The record is from RefSeq and is a predicted model, not a curated record. Gene Ontology annotation, molecular function: ATP binding; ATP hydrolysis activity; protein kinase binding. Lineage: Eukaryota; Metazoa; Chordata; Actinopteri; Labriformes; Labridae. The transcript has 18 exons. Bases 456 to 2753 code for a protein of 765 amino acids.